Megalobrama amblycephala (Wuchang bream) is the source of this 1665-nucleotide messenger RNA. Its product is annotated as prolyl 4-hydroxylase subunit alpha-2-like. Gene Ontology annotation, molecular function: L-ascorbic acid binding; protein binding; iron ion binding. Bases 6 to 1481 code for a protein of 491 amino acids. The transcript is spliced from 14 exons. Gene Ontology annotation, cellular component: endoplasmic reticulum. The record is from RefSeq and is a predicted model, not a curated record. Gene Ontology annotation, biological process: peptidyl-proline hydroxylation to 4-hydroxy-L-proline. Lineage: Eukaryota; Metazoa; Chordata; Actinopteri; Cypriniformes; Xenocyprididae.
UGAUAAUGGCCAUAAAGGAACUGACAGUAAUUGUGGUGUUUUCUUGGAUUGUCUGUACUACUGGACAUGAAUUCUUCUCAUCAACAGAUAAAGUUGCACAGCUUUUUGAGGAGGAGAAAGACCUUCUGGAAAGCUUUAGUCUCUACAUCGAUGCUGAAGAAGAGAAUGUAUUGAUAAUGAAGAGUAUUCUUCUGGCUCUUCAACUACUCACAUACUUUGACAAUGAGAACCCUGAGAAAACCAUGAGAGACCCUGUGGCAGCUUACAAACUCGUCAGACGAGUGAGAAGUGAAUGGUUGACUAUUGUGGAAAUCACUCAACAAAGUCAUUAUGAGAAGUAUCAGGAACUGCUGGCAUUUGCAGAUAUCCCAGAGCUGGAGGAUGUGGAUGGUGCAGCUUCAGAACUGAUCAGACUGCAAGAGUUCUACAAACUCUACCCACACAACAUCACAAAGGAAACAUCUCUAGAUGCAGAUCAAGCCUACAAUGUAGGGUUGGUCGCUUAUGACGAGGACAAAUUCCAGCAUGCCUUUCUCUGGUUUCUGUACAGUCUGAACAGAUUAACAGAAUACUCAACCACAACUGAGAAAGAGUUGCUCAAUUAUCUUAGUUCCUCAGCUUAUCAUUUUGGCAGCCUAUCUGUGGCAAUCUACUUCAAACAGCGGCUUCUAAAUCUGGAUCCAACUAAUGACAAAGUCAGAGUUGAGCUGAGCCUUUACAAACUCCUUCGCUUACAGGGAACUUCAAAUCCUGACAUAUUCACGCUGAACACAAAAUCAAAAAACCUCUAUGAGGCACUGUGCAGAGGAGAAGUUGACGAGAGGACCUCCAAGAGGCAGAGGGCGCUGUCCUGUAGGUACAGCACAGGUGGAGGAAACCCCAGACUGAUGUAUGCACCAGUGAAAGAGGAAGUGGAGUGGGACGAGCCUCGAAUCAUCAGAUAUCAUGACAUUAUAUCAGACAGAGAGAUAGAGUUCCUGAAGAACAUCUCCAGACCUCAACUUUCUAGGUCUAUGAUUAGACAUCUGAGAGUCUCAAACCUCCGUACUUCUCAAAGUGUUUUUCUGGAGGAAGACAACACUGUUCUUGCUCGUAUCAGUCAGAAUAUUGCAGACAUCACAGGACUCUCCAUGGAAUCAUCUGAAUCUCUACAUGUUCAGAAUUAUGGGAUUGGUGGCAGAUUUGAACCACAUUAUGAUGCAUUGGAGGAUGAGAAUGGAAGGAUUGCUACGUUCUUAAUUUAUAUGAGUGAUGUGGAGAUAGGGGGCGCCACUGUGUUUCCUAAAGUUGGAGUUGCAUUGAAGCCAAAAAAGGGUUCAGCAGUGUUUUGGUACAACCUCCAAAACAAUGGCAGAGUGGAUUUUGAUACACAGCAUGCUGGAUGCCCUGUGUUAGUGGGUAACAAAUGGGUGGCUAAUAAAUGGAUCCAUGAGUUUGGACAGGAGUUCAGGAGACCCUGUUCUUUGUCAGACUGGGAGUAGUUCCGGACUCCAAUUCCCAUAAUCCUCCCUGCCAGUCACCUGCACACACUUCACACUAAUCACUAAUCACCACACCUAGCUGCAGCACAUUAACUGGACUAUAUAAGACUCUCAUUCACCACACUCAUUUACCAUUGCCUGUUUGACCACGAGUUCUGCUAAUAAAGCUUGCAGAUGGAUCUUA